Siniperca chuatsi (mandarin fish) is the source of this 5171-nucleotide messenger RNA. Its product is annotated as protein tweety homolog 3-like. The transcript has 15 exons. Gene Ontology annotation, molecular function: volume-sensitive chloride channel activity; intracellularly calcium-gated chloride channel activity. Bases 620 to 2284 code for a protein of 554 amino acids. The record is from RefSeq and is a predicted model, not a curated record. Lineage: Eukaryota; Metazoa; Chordata; Actinopteri; Centrarchiformes; Sinipercidae. Gene Ontology annotation, cellular component: plasma membrane.
UUUCUCUCGCUCGCUCGCUCUCUCGCACACAUUUGCAGAGCUGGAGCUGCCGCAAAGCCCCGUCCUCCAGGGCUUCUUAAACACCGUGUUUGCUUCACGCUUCACCAAUAUCAUCCAAUUGUAGAGCGCUAAAUGCACUGAACCGACGGCCAUCGUGGGAACAGCGCCGACGAGCACAAACCGUUAUGGUUUAGGAAAACGACUGCAUCGUCAAACUGUAAAAAAAACAACAACAACAACAAAUAGAAAGAUACUGGGUUGCGGGUCAACGAGUUUAACCCCUAAUCUGCUUCGGCAUUGUUGCACUCAGGGAAGGUAGUCUAAACAAGAAGGCGUCUCGGUGAAAUGUGACCGUUAUUCCGUUGUUUUCAAUGUGGUUGGGACUGCAGCCGACUCGGUCGUUGCAGCUAGCUCGGUACGGCCGCGUUGAUGCAGCAGCGCACGGCUGUGGUGUUCAAAUCCACCACCGGAUCUGGGAAGACAAUAGGUGAAAUAUACGCCGGCCAGGACUCCCAAGACUACACUAAACGAGAGUCUGCAUCCGCUUUGGCUUCACUAGUGUCCGUGUGAGGAAUCGGGUUAGAGAGUGAAGUGACAGGCGGCAGGUAGCUGGAUCAGGAUGGCGGCCGUAGUGAACUACUCUCCGCCUUGGUGGGUGAAUCUGCUCCACCGGUUGCCUCAUUUCAACAUGGAGUUCCAGCUUGUGAGCAGUGACUUCAGACCAGAGGACUCUGAGUACCAGAAGUCCAUUUUGCUGCUUGGUGCUGUGGCGUUGCUGUGUCUGGGCCUGGACCUCCUCUUCCUCCUCUUCUACUCAUUCUGGCUUUGCUGCCGGCGACGCAAGAGUGACGAAUCCUCGCACUCCCAUUCGCACUCCCAGCAGCCCAGCGCUGACUGCUGUUGCACUGCCUGGUGCGUCAUCAUCGCCACGCUCGUCUGCAGCGCUGGCAUUGCUGUAGGAUUCUAUGGAAAUGGGGAGUCGAGUGAUGGAGCCAAUCGUUUGGCGUACUCCCUCCGUCAUGCCAACCGCACUGUAUCCGGGGUGGAGAAACUGGUGUCAGACAGCGCCUUAGCCUUAAACCAGACAGUGGAGGAGAGCUUGGUGCAGUUGGAGACAGCCUUCCAGGAGCAGACAGACUACGUGUCCAUCGUCCAAAAGCUGCAGGGACAGCUGGACGAGCUGGUGAGGCUGAUGGUGGAUGUUCCCUUCUGGUCCAAUACUGACAUUUCCCUGGAGGACUUGGCCCGCAAGACGGAGGCUUUUGAUUUUUACAGGUGGUUGGGGUACCUUGGCCUGCUGCUGUUUGAUGUACUCAUUUGUCUUCUGGUGCUCUUCGGCCUGAUACGCAACUCUAGAGGCACGCUGAUUGGAGUGUGUCUGCUGGGAGUUUUAACUCUAAUAAUCAGCUGGGGGUCUCUCGGCCUGGAACUGGCUGCCGCUGCUUCAGCCAGCGACUUCUGUGUUUCCCCGGAUACCUACAUCACCAGGGUAACCAAGGAAAACGCUGUCAUCAACCAAGAUAUCCUGCAGUAUUACCUGAGGUGCAGCUCUGGCCAAAUUAACCCCUUCCAGCAGAGGCUGUCAGGGAGUCACAAAGCAUUGGUGGAGAUGCAGGAUGAUGUGGCAGAGCUACUGAGAUCAGCAACACGUGAUUAUGCCAACACCAAGGGGAGUCUCGAGCAAAUCCAGUCUGUGCUGAAUUCCACUGAGGUUGGUCUUCACCAGCUGACUGCUCUGGUCGACUGUCGCAGCCUACACAUGGACUACGUUCAAGCUUUGACUGGGCUGUGUUAUGACGGGGUGGAGGGUCUCAUCUACCUGGUUCUCUUCUCCUUUGUCACUGCUCUGAUGUUCUCCUCCAUUGUGUGCAGUGUGCCACAUACCUGGCCUGGCAAGAGGACGGAGGAGGAAGACGGAGAGGACGAGUCGGGUGCCUCACGGGGCGGUGUGCACGAUAACCUGUACCGCGUUCACAUGCCCAGUCUCUACAGCUGUGGCUCCAGCUACGGUAGCGAAGCUAGCCUGCCCGCUACAGCCCACACUGUCAGCAAUGCCCCCGUCACUGAAUACAUGAGCCAGAACGCAAACUUUCAGAACCCUCGGUGUGAGAACACCCCCCUGAUUGGCAGGGAGUCCCCUCCACCCUCUUACACCUCCAGCAUGAGAGCAAAGUACCUGGCCACCAACCGACCGGACCAGAACCGACGCUCCGUUCCCAACGACCAACUGGACCCGGCUAGCCGGCCUCACCCCACUGCCCGACCACAAUCCUCAGUCCACUAGAGACCAGAUCCGCACCAGUCCACUGCCUGAAUCCAGUUCUCACAGCCAAUAACAAAAUCCAACUCAGCGCUCACUAGAGCUCAACCAGAGAUGAGCGUUUAAAGCACCAACAGGACCCCAAGGUCCACUGAAUUUCACCAACACUGACCGGUUCACCAGAAGCAACACAGCAAGCCAGAACCUUUACUUCUCACCCACAAUUAUCCAAAAAUUAAAAAGCCGAAGCCCAUCUUAGAAAAUCACAAUUUCUACUCCUCUUAGUGGACACACACCCCGAGCUGCUCGUUCCACCACUGCUGUGAUGGAUCAGCCCACAUACCCACAAUGCAUCGCAGUUAAAGCGCCUUGGCUCCUCUGCAGUUUCUUCUUCUACUUUUCAAUUCUCUCCUCCUCCACUCGGAUCUGUGUACUGCCCUCCAGUGGAGACAGCUACGCCACUCCCACCACUCAAUCCCCUGACAUUUUUAGUCAGACCACACACUCACACACAGACAAGUGCACACACACACACACACACACACACUGUACAGAGCUGUAAAUAGUAAACAUAUGCUUUACUCUUCAUGAAAAGUAGACUGUUGAAUCAUUACUGGUAAUGUGGUGUGCUGCGUGUUUAUCAUGAAAUUCUUUGCUGUAUCUGUCAUACAAACACACACACAAAUAGGCGGACACAUCUGUAUAAAUAAUAAGCCAGUGAAUCAGAAAGCCAUGUUUAGAUAGACACUUUAGAUAACAGUACCAACACAUCCACAUUCUCUUUAGCUUAACAUCCUCUAACUAAGACUUGAAUCGAGAGCUUGAAAAGUGUGUCCAUGUAUCUCUACAGUACACAUGUCGAUUAAUGCAUUUUGAAUAUGAGCCAGGAAUCCUGUUGUGGAAUAACUGUGUAGAAUUUUGGGAAUUGGAGCGAGAGACAAGGGACAUAAGAAGGCUCAACCUGUGCCAAAAAACUCUGAAUAAUGAGGGAUGCCUGAUUCUGUCCUCUUAUACUGCCUCCAGAUGUCUCAAAAAAGGGAAAAAACCUCACGUGGAAUGUUUUCCUUCCUGUAAAUAAUAAAGGAAUGGAAGAGACACUUGAAAAAAGGAAAAUGAUGGACAGAAAUGGAAUAAGACUCACUGAAAAUUGUGACUACACAUUUGCCAGGUGCUAUAUAAGCCAGUCAAGGUCCCAGAAGACUAUCAGGACUGAGAGGGGACAGAAAUGUUUUUUGUCACUUUAAUGUUUUGUUUUAUUUUCAUUCAGGGAUGUGAUCAGGAAUAUAAAAAGCAGUAAAAAUAAAACCGCUUGCCAUCAUUACUGAAUGGAAGUUGUGUCCCUAAACCUGAAAAAAAUAAUGUCCCUGAUAAAUAAUGUUAAUAAUGUUGACAUGUAAGUGUUUCAAAAUUAAGGAAAGUGGGUGUUUUUUUUGUUUUCUAAUAAGCUGAAAUUCGGGAUGUGAUACUGUGACCAACUAUAGUAUUCUGUUUCUUCUUCUAUACUGUUCUUUAUUCCUGUGCUUUUAUUUUGCUAACUGGUGACCUUGUUAGACCUUUAGCCACCAGUAGUGAGUCUUUUUUGUUUCUUUUUUUUACCCACAAGCACAAAUUCUCUUCAAGGUGACUUUGCGAGAUGGAGAAGUAAAACACACUGCCUGGGACACUGCCAGUGGUUUUUCCUUCUAAAACUCUCUGUACAGUGUAUAAAAACUGUAUUCGUGAAUUUGUGUGUGUGACAUCACUGCAGCGUGAUUGGCUAUUGCUCUGUCUCAGUGUUACUGUGUGUAAGUACAGUGAUCAGUGUGUCUGACUGGCAGCAAGCAAGGGCCAGCCUAUCUAGCCUGAGUCAUUUCUACACAGACGCCACGCAUGCCCUCAUACACAGACAUUGAAACACACACAGAUACACAUACACACACAUACAUGCUGUACAGACAUCCGCAUUUAAUACACACACCACAGUUUCUUAUAAAACACGUCUUUCCCUACUUUUGCCCUGUUUACAUUCACUUCUAGAGCUGUAGUAACUACACGCCCUCCCACGGCUGUGACAUCACACACUGAUAACCAUUUGCAUUAUGGGUAAUGUAGUAGGUAGAAAUUGCAUUUCAGAGAAACCUGGAAUCUAGUAAUUAGCUGAGUGAGCAGAGCCCUAACAUUCAAACACCACCAUUCCUGUACAGCAUUUUAAUAUGUUAUUAUUAAUCAAUGACCACUUCUCGUAUUAGCGAGACAAUCUUACAUGUGUGAUUUUACUAGAAAGAAAAUGUCCAUGUUAUGGUAACAAUGCUACCUAUGGUCUAGUACUUUACAGUGUUUUCUGCACCAUCGAUGCAAACAAUGUUAAGAUCUGUGGGACUAUAGUCACUGAUUAAUGGCCUUUCAUAAUGUUUUUAAACUCUUACAACACUCUUCAUAUCACAACAUGUUUUUUUAUUUUUCUCUGUCUUGUAAAAAUCAAACUUUAAAGAUAAAAUAAUAGCUAGCUGUUUUGUAGGAGAAUAAAGGCAAGAGCAGCGUUUUUCCUCUCUUAUUAAUGGUGAAUGACUCUGUCUUGCAAUGUUUUAAUAAAACUUCCAGUGUAGUCUGCACACCUGACUUAAAGUUGUAAUUGAAUUCCUGUGCAAUGCUUUCUGGGAUUUAACCAAUCUGAUACGGUAUGUCUUGAUGGACAAAAAGAUCCAUGCUCAUGUUUAAGAGUCAGUAAUGUUUGUGUGUAUGUGUGGUAUUUACAGGACUUCAAAUACACCUUUGUCCAGUUGUGACAGACAAACAAUGUUUUCUAUGGCUGUUUUUAUUUUCUGAUGGUUUAACUAAGAUAUUAAUGAUGUACAUGUCAAAACUGUGGUAAUGAUAUCAUUCAGCCUGGAAUAAAUGUUUUAAAAAAAGAAAUUAAAGCAACUUUAACGUA